Molecule: messenger RNA, 3088 nt
Organism: Arabidopsis thaliana (thale cress)
Lineage: Eukaryota; Viridiplantae; Streptophyta; Magnoliopsida; Brassicales; Brassicaceae
Gene: LRX3
Product: Leucine-rich repeat (LRR) family protein
Exons: 1
Coding region: 336-2618 (760 amino acids)
Source: RefSeq, marked reviewed
CUUAUAUUAUAAAUACUACAAAGAGAUUAUAUGGGAAUAGGUAAAGGAUAAUUAAUUUGAUAAUUAUAAUUUUUGAAAGAACAAAUUUUGAGAAAAAAAAAAAAGAUAGGCUUGAGAGCUGUGAAUGAGCUGUCUCUCUUUCAUUUAUAUUCCAACCUCUUUCUCCUUCCACACAAACAUAACACAAAACCUCCUUCUCUUCCUCAUAUCUCCAUAUCCCAAAAAUACUCUUAUAACAUUGUAUUAUUAUACAAUCUACAUUUCCCAUUUUACCCUCGCUUCUCCUUCCAAUUCUCACCCCAUUGCCACUUCACUCAGAUGUCUUGUACACUGACAUGAAGAAGACGAUUCAAAUCCUCCUCUUCUUCUUCUUCCUCAUCAAUCUCACCAACGCUCUCUCAAUCUCCUCUGACGGCGGCGUUCUCUCCGAUAACGAAGUCCGUCACAUUCAACGCCGUCAAUUACUCGAAUUCGCCGAACGAAGCGUCAAAAUCACCGUUGAUCCUUCUCUAAACUUCGAGAAUCCGAGAUUGCGAAAUGCUUAUAUAGCUCUACAAGCUUGGAAACAAGCGAUUCUCUCUGAUCCAAACAAUUUCACUUCGAAUUGGAUCGGAUCCAAUGUCUGUAACUACACCGGAGUUUUCUGUUCUCCGGCGCUUGAUAAUCGGAAGAUUCGUACCGUCGCCGGAAUCGAUCUCAAUCACGCAGAUAUCGCUGGUUAUUUACCUGAAGAGCUUGGUUUGUUAUCAGAUCUUGCUUUGUUUCAUGUUAAUUCAAACCGGUUUUGUGGUACUGUACCACACCGGUUUAACCGGCUUAAGCUUUUAUUCGAGCUUGAUCUUAGUAACAACCGGUUCGCUGGGAAGUUUCCGACGGUUGUCUUGCAAUUACCGUCGUUGAAGUUUUUAGAUCUCCGGUUUAAUGAAUUUGAAGGAACUGUACCGAAAGAGCUUUUUAGUAAAGAUCUUGACGCGAUUUUCAUAAACCAUAACCGGUUCCGGUUUGAAUUACCGGAGAAUUUUGGUGAUUCGCCGGUUUCGGUUAUUGUUUUGGCGAAUAACCGGUUCCAUGGUUGUGUACCAUCGAGCUUGGUGGAGAUGAAGAAUCUUAACGAGAUCAUCUUCAUGAACAAUGGUCUUAAUUCUUGUUUACCGUCUGAUAUCGGACGGUUAAAGAACGUGACGGUGUUUGACGUCAGUUUUAAUGAACUUGUUGGGCCGUUACCGGAGAGUGUUGGUGAGAUGGUUUCGGUGGAGCAGCUUAAUGUGGCGCAUAAUAUGUUGUCGGGGAAGAUUCCGGCGAGUAUUUGUCAGUUACCGAAGCUUGAGAAUUUCACUUAUAGUUACAAUUUCUUUACCGGAGAAGCGCCUGUGUGUUUGAGGUUGCCGGAGUUUGAUGAUCGGAGAAAUUGUUUGCCGGGAAGACCUGCUCAGAGGUCUCCAGGGCAAUGUAAAGCGUUUUUGUCUCGUCCGCCGGUAAAUUGUGGAUCGUUUAGUUGUGGCCGUUCUGUGUCGCCUCGUCCUCCGGUUGUAACGCCGUUACCACCGCCUUCUUUGCCAUCUCCGCCUCCACCUGCGCCAAUUUUCUCAACACCUCCUACGCUUACUUCCCCACCACCUCCGUCACCGCCUCCGCCUGUUUAUUCUCCCCCUCCUCCACCGCCACCACCUCCUCCGGUAUAUUCUCCUCCACCACCACCGCCCCCACCGCCUCCUCCGCCAGUAUAUUCUCCUCCACCACCACCACCGCCCCCACCGCCUCCUCCGCCAGUAUAUUCUCCGCCACCACCAUCGCCGCCUCCACCGCCUCCGCCAGUCUACUCUCCCCCACCACCACCACCGCCUCCACCUCCUCCGCCGGUAUACUCUCCUCCGCCUCCGCCAGUAUACUCUUCUCCACCUCCUCCGCCUUCUCCAGCACCAACUCCAGUUUAUUGCACCCGUCCACCACCCCCACCACCUCACUCGCCGCCACCACCACAAUUUUCUCCUCCACCACCUGAACCUUACUACUACAGCUCACCACCACCACCGCAUUCUUCACCGCCGCCGCAUUCACCUCCACCACCACAUUCACCUCCCCCACCGAUUUAUCCAUAUCUGUCUCCACCGCCCCCACCAACACCAGUUUCUUCUCCACCACCCACUCCGGUCUAUUCCCCUCCUCCCCCACCUCCUUGUAUAGAACCACCACCACCUCCACCGUGUAUAGAGUAUUCACCUCCUCCUCCUCCACCAGUCGUUCAUUAUAGCUCUCCGCCUCCACCGCCAGUCUACUACAGCUCUCCGCCACCUCCACCAGUCUAUUACAGCUCUCCACCUCCGCCACCGCCGGUUCAUUACAGCUCUCCGCCACCACCAGAAGUCCAUUACCAUUCUCCGCCUCCAUCUCCAGUACACUACAGCUCUCCACCACCGCCACCAUCAGCUCCAUGUGAAGAAUCUCCUCCACCAGCACCGGUAGUUCACCACAGUCCACCACCGCCCAUGGUUCACCACAGCCCACCACCUCCAGUGAUCCACCAAAGCCCACCACCGCCAUCUCCUGAAUAUGAAGGACCACUACCACCGGUCAUCGGCGUAUCAUACGCAUCUCCUCCACCACCGCCGUUCUAUUGAUUCUUUUGGAAAACACGAGACUGAAACGAUUGACGUGACACGAACAGAUCGAAACACUAUACGACGUCGUUGUCAAUUCUUACAAAAAGAAAAAAAAAAAGAAAUUAUAAGAAAAAGAAAUGGCUGAUUAAAGAGUUGUUUGUUGUAUAGAGGAUGAGUCUCUUUUGUGUUUUCUAUUAAUUUUAUUUUUUUCCCUCUUUUAUUUGGAUUUCUUAGCACAUUAUUCGCUUUAGAUUUUGUAUUUUAUAUAUGCGAAGAGCUUAGGCUAUACAUUUUAUUUGUUCAUUAUCAAUAUCCUUCUUUAAUUUUACAAAAAAAUUAACCAUUUCCAAAUUGGUGUAAACAAACAAAUAUGCUUACAAAAUUUAAAAGAAGUAAGAUUUGGGUCCAAAGUAAGUUUUGUCUGAAUAUAAAGUUGGAAACAGUUGCAAAUGAAAGUGACUCGUCGAAGCCUUGUUGGAGAAAAAGAG